This is a messenger RNA of Porites lobata, 3946 nucleotides long. Lineage: Eukaryota; Metazoa; Cnidaria; Anthozoa; Scleractinia; Poritidae. The record is from the annotation of a GenBank genome assembly.
AGAUGGUAUAACAAAUAUACAACGAAGCCUCUUGCUCCUCCUCCAAAACCAAAACCGCUGGAUGUGGAAUCAUUGCCUUGUUAUGGUGGGUAAAACACGACCUUGAUACAUCUUAAUUUUUAAGAAACGGUCCAGAUAAGAACGAUAGCAACAACGGCAACGAACAUGUUGGAAUGCAAAAAAGGUGCUAACUUUUCUAUUGUCUGUACUUACUUCUGAUUGGCUUAAACAGCAAAAGUUAACAAAACUUCAUAAUGUUCAUCCUUACUUUCCAACCAUCUUCCAUAUAACAAAAUCUGGUCUCAGUUUGAAUAACAAAGAAAUCCUAUGUGGGGAACAUGUAAAAUUGUAAACUUUUCUUGGUUAUUGUUUUCAACUCUUGUGAUUGGUCAAAAUCUUUAAACACAAAAAAACACCCUUUCAAAGUGGAGUGUAAAUGCAUUUUAUUGCGUAAACGGCCUUCAUGUAGGUUUAUGCAUUCUCUGUGUAAAAAUGAGAACAUUCCUAUAUGGGGAAAGCACCGUUGCUGCAUAACAAAAGAAAUUGCUAUCCACCUUACCCGCAUCAUUACUUAAUAUAACCUGUAUGACAGGGGCCCCAGAGGUCCGUGGUACCCAACCAAUAUUUGGGUAUAGGUGAGCCAUUGAAAGACCCUGACCAUGGUUAGGACAAAAAAAAAUCCUAAAAUACCCGCCCUGUUUACGACACUACCCUCAAUUGUAUUACCCUGUUUAGGACAAAGGGAAAAAUUCAUACAAUCUUGUUUUUUUAACUCAUUGUGUUAGCAAUUACAACUGAGCAAAUGUACAAUUCAAUCAUUGCUUUUUAGGGUUUGUAAUGAUACGAUACAUAUCUUGAUACAGGUGCCACUAUACAAUACACGAUACCAUACAUCCAGUAUGCAUUACAUACAACUGACAAGUGACGUAAUCUUGCUGCUUAUUUUGACAAACAGCAUGUUUCACCCAUGGGUGCGCACGACUAAGUCAGCUGACAGCUAAUUGGAACUACGCAAUUUACAUGCGUUUGUGCUGCCAUCUUAGAAAAAUAUGUAUCGAAUCGGAAGCAUGCGAAGGUUUAUGAAGCAAGGAUGAAACUUUCUUGUCCCUUUGUUUAAUAAGAAGCUAUAAAAGGGCUUGGAUUUGCAUAAGGAGUCAUUAAAGACAGUAAUUUCUGAAUUGUUGAUGAAGAAUCAUAAUAUCACGAUAUGUUAGUCUAUAUGUUGUUCAAAUAUAGAUAUUGAAUUCGUAUAAUGUCAAAAAAUAUUGUGGUUCACUGGUGCACCCGUGUACAUUGCAGUAACAUUACUUUUGUAUAGGGCAGACGUCCAAGAAAUUGUAUACCCUGUGUAGGGCAGAUAAGACAAAAACCAUAUCCUGUCCAGUGGCACAUUCCCAUAAUUAUAGGCCAUAUAAGGGAGUAACCCUAUGCAUUUAUGCUUGCCAACUCUCGUGCCUAAUGCGGGAGUCUCGUGCCUGCGAACCUAAGGCAUGGAUCUCAUGCAUCAGGGACAAUUUCUCAUGCCUGACUCACAAAUCUAGACAAAUUGUUCUUUAACACAUGACUAAUAACAAAAGUGCAGUUCAAUUUCCCUUAGAAUAUUUGUGACCUAACUGUACCAAAACGCACUAAUAUUUUUCCCAAACAUCUUCAGAUUGUUUCAGCAACGUUCAGAAGUCUUAAGGAAAUCAUCAGACAGCUUCAGAAGUUGUUGGGAUGUUUUCAGAAAUUCUGGUCAUGAUAAGACGAAAAUCUCAUGCAUUUGAUGCGGCAAAUUUUGACAGGGAUAUAACUUCCCCAGGAGACAGGGAAAAGAAGGGAAGAAGAAUUUGAGGAACAGGAGAGAGGGAAGAGCGGACUUCCUUUUGUGCUUUUCUUGCAUUUACCUCCCUUUUAUUCCUGCCUGCUAAUAACCCUUCCAAAGGUUUUUCAACUUUUAACAUGUGCUUGCUGACAAAAACCCAUUGAAUGAGGGUCCACAAUAGGGGUUCUGAAAUCCCGCUUUCCCUCCUUUAUUUCUUCUCAAUCCCGCCAUCCUGUCCUAUUUUAUGCCCGAAUCCCGAUCCUGUCCCAUUUUUUUACGAGAUUUUUUGCUCGAUUAUUGAAAUAGACGUUAUAUAAGACUUACCUUCUAACAAUUGUCAGUUUUGAUGGUUAAGAUUCUAAGCGACUGUAACUUUAUUUACUGUUGUGCUUAUCUUUUCGUCUGCGCAUCGGUACAUGUUUACUUCGAUAUUUUAAUUCCUGUAUUUUUGGAGUUAGGUAGAUUGAUGUUAUCUGUCUGUCUCACGAUGAUUUGACUGCUUUGCUGCUAGUUUCCAUCAGGCGAUGAAGCCAAUUCUGUCAAUUGUUUAUGUGGAGUGUAGGACAUGGAAAAUGUAUGUAAACAUGUACUGGUUGUAAAGACUGAGAAAUGCUAUUGAAUCGAAUAGCACGACCAAAUGCGGACACCCUUCCAAGCAGGACGUUUACUUCUCCAUCCAAAGUGGCGACCCUUUGACGCCCAUAGCGCGGGGCACAAAGUCCAUUGAUAUUCCAGGUUACCGUUAUAAUAGAUCCAUGACAAAUGUGAUGAGGUCGUUGGAACUCAGACCUCUUUUGAGUUUUCUUGAACUCUUAAACUCAGGUCGACUCACCUGACUGUUUCUUUUAAGACUUUUAAGGUCUUCACUUGCCUUGAAACAGGAGCUCUAAAUUUUUCUUUCGGAAGAAACCCAUUCCCACUGGCACCUUUUUCGUAAUACAGAGCCACACAAUUUAUGAUGACUACCACAUUGUCGUCAUUGUCCACUUCCAUCAGUUCUGGUGUGGCCAUACCGUGGCCAGACUUACUUAACAAACGCUCAGUCCAAAGGAUCGUCUAAGUCCGACAGGUCCGUCCAGGCAAAAGCAGAAAAGGUAAAAUCCGUCAACAAAAUAGCAGUGCAGAUCAGCGCAGGAUCUUAAUGAAGGUGACUUCUAAUCUCAGUGAUUUGAACCUCUUUUCGAGUGACGAAAACGACGUAAUUAGCAAACACACGAAAGUGAUAAUGGUCAAAAUUUGACAGGCUUCACUUCCUUUUGACACUCAUAGCUUGACUACAAAGGCGGUAUGCACACUAAAGAACCAUUUUCUUUCAGUCGCUAAUAUAAAUUUUUAGUCAAGACAAAACUAAAUUCCCAUAUCCCGCUAUUUUUGCCUUACGAUUCUCGCAUCCCAUCCCCAUAAAAAUAGGAAAUCCCGCUCCCGCUGGUUAUUAAAAUUCCCGCAUCUCGCUCCUGUUUUCAGCCCGCAUCCCGCGUAUCACCACGAAAAAUAGCCAAAUCCUGCAUCCUGCCAAACCUAUUGUGGACCCUCCAUAAUGUUAAUGUCACAAAAUUUUUGUACAAAUGUCUGUAAAACUAUACAGAGUUAUAUCUUCACUUGUUUCUGACCUCUCUCUUUGAAACUUGGCAAGUUAUUUAAUUUUAAGGCCAUCUUUCCCGCAGCGUCAGUGAAUUUUCGUCUACUCAAUAAGUCUGAGGUGGAACGUUGCUAAAAAUUUGUGGAAGGGCUCAUUUCUAAUUUCAUUUACGGGUUAAAUUUUGUGAGAGAUAUCUCCCAAAUGAAACAAAGCUGAAGGUUGUUCUUUCACAUUUUACAAUAUUAUACAGGUGUGUUCAGACCAAGUGUCUGCAAAUUUAUUGCCAAGCGUGAUUAUGAAAAUUACAACUCAGCAGAAGGUUGUUCUUUCACAUUUUACAAUAUUUUACAGGUGUAUUCACUCCAAGUGUCUGCAAAUUUAUUGCCAAGCGAGAUUAUGAAAAUCACAACUCAGGAAUUCUUGCCUGGGUGACAUCAUUUACUGGGGAAGACACUUUAAGACUUAUUGACCUCAAUGAGUUUGUAUUUGGAGCAAACCUAAGGGUCGAUAUCCUACACAGAGUAGUAGUUUGGCAAUGGGCAAAAAGGAGAGCUGCUCCUUAA